AUGCGGUAUUGCAGCACGCGCGGCGGCGACGCCGGCGUCACCUUUUCGGACGCGCUCGCGCGCGGCUACGCCGCGGAUGGGGGCCUGUAUGUGCCCGAGGAGCUGCCGAAGAUCUCACCGGAGACUCUCUCCGUUUGGUCGAAGCUGGACUUUCCAUCGCUGGCUUUGGAGCUUCUGAAGCUCUUCGUAGGAGAUGAGUUGUCUGAGGAUGUCUUGUCGUUGUUGGUCCGUGGGAGCUAUGAUCACUUCACUCACAGAGACAUCGUACCUUUGAUCUCAUUUCGAAAGACAGAAAUGACGGAGACGGGUUCUGAAUCUCCUGUCUUCAUUGCAGAGCUAUUCCAUGGUCCCACUUUUUGCUUCAAAGAUUUGGGUCAGCAGUUGCUGGUGCGACUUCUGGCCCACUUUGCCGAGCGAGAUGGGAAGAAGAGAACCUUUUUGGUCUCGACGACCGGCGACACGGGUCCGGCGGCCAUGCGGGCUGUGGCGGAUGCAGCCUCCUCCUGCCUGAGGAUCGUGGUCUUUUAUCCUGAGGGACAGAUUUCAGAACUUCAGAGACGGCAGAUGACCACGAUUUCAGGUCGCCAGGCCACUGUGGUGACCUUCGAGGGUGGUGGUGAUGACAUGGACCUGCCAUUGAAACGACUGGCUGCCGAUUCGGACUUUGCACAAAAGCAUGGGCUUUGUGGGAUUAAUUCCUACAACUUGGGUAGACCACUUGCACAACUACCCCAUUUCUUUUGGUCUUACUUCCGUGCAGUAGACCACUUGGCCCAGCUUGGCAGCGAAGUCGACUUUGUCAUUCCAGCGGGUGCUUUGGGCAACACAGCAUCAGCAUUCAUGGCGCGACAAAUGGGCCUUCCCAUUCGAUGCUUGAUUGCAGGUGUCAAUCAGAAUGACAUCACUUACCGAACAAUCAGCACAGGGUGCUUUCAUCGCAGUGAUUGCAUGUUUAAGACCUUGUCGGAUGCCAUCAACAUUCAAGUGCCGUACAAUAUGGAGCGGAUUUUCUACUACCUGACGGGAGAGGACAGCAGCCUUAUAAAAACUUGGAUGCUAGAAAUGGAAAACACAGGCCGACUCACCCUGUCGGAAGACUGGCGAAAAAGAAUGCAGAACAUCUUCGAUUCAGCGCGAAUAGAUGAUGAUGCAAUGUGUGAAGCACUGCGCACUUCAGUUGAUGAAUAUGGCUAUUUACCUUGCCCACAUUCUGCAGUAGCAUUGGGUGCGCAUUUUGCCACAACCGGGAGAACAAGCGAGUCUACAGUGCCAGCAAGAGUUAUCUUCGCGACCGCUUCGCCAUGCAAGUUUGAAGCCUCUGUAACAACUGCAAUUGGGCAUGAAGAGUGGAAAAAGUAUGAGGAGAGCCCCGCCUUUCCUGAGACUGCAAGAGCUCUGCUAAGAAAGGAGGAGAGGAAGCCCUUUGUUUGGAGAGCAAAGGACACACUCAGUGAAUCCCAGAGUUCUUGGGAGAAGAAUGGCCGGGCGAUCAUGGGUGGCUUCGGCAACAGUGGGGGCCUCUACCACAACAGCUCGGGCGCGAUGCCCGAGACCUUGGGGAACACACAGAUCACCAUCAAGGUCCUGGGCACUGCUGUGAUGGGCUCUGUCUCAGCCAUGGUGAACCGCCGUGCCACCCCUGCACGCCUCAUGACGCUGGACGAGGCUCACACAGAGAUGGGACAGCCGGAAGCGCCCUCAACAACGCAGGAGGACCUUCGCCAACAGAUCCUGGGCGAUGUCCUGGCUGCCAAUCCCAUCCUGCAGCGCCUGAACUUGCCGGGCGCCACCCCGGCGGACCCGGGCGCACAGGCUCCGGCGCCAACAGCACCUCCUCAGCAGGUGGUGCAAGGAGUGCCGCUGCCCCAAAAGUGA
Durusdinium trenchii is the source of this 1875-nucleotide messenger RNA. Lineage: Eukaryota; Dinophyceae; Suessiales; Symbiodiniaceae. The record is from the annotation of a GenBank genome assembly.